Penicillium lagena is the source of this 816-nucleotide messenger RNA. RefSeq names its product M24 family metallopeptidase. The transcript has a single exon. The record is from RefSeq and is a predicted model, not a curated record. The coding region runs from base 1 to 816 and encodes 271 amino acids. NCBI's taxonomy places the organism in Eukaryota, Fungi, Ascomycota, Eurotiomycetes, Eurotiales, Aspergillaceae.
AUGUCUCUACCGGAAGAUAAAGAACGACUCGCCAACCUGCGAGAUGCGGAAUACAAAGCAGACCAGCUCUUCCGAGAAAUUGAGCGGGAUCUCAUUCGGCCGGGUAUCACCGAGAAAGACCUGAGCCAAGAAAUCCACGAGCUGGGCGCGAAGCGAUUUGCGAUCAAAAGCCACUGGCACAAGCGAGUUGUUCGAACAGGAGAAAAUACUCUUUGCCCAUACUCGGCGAACCCUCCGAACCUGGUCAUCCAGGCCGACGAUAUUAUGUUCGUCGAUCUGGGUCCACUUUUCGAGGAGUGGGAGGCCGACUUUGGCCGAACCUUCGUUCUCGGAGAUGAUCCGGAUAAAAUCAAGCUCCGCGAUGCCCUCGAGCCGACAUGGCAUGCUGUGCGGGCUCGCUUCCUGAGCAAUACGAAAAUGACCGGCGAGCAGCUUUAUCAGAUUGCUGUUGAGGAAGCGAGCAAGAGAGGUUGGAAGUUCGGCGCUCAACUUGCUGGACAUCUGAUCGGCAACUUCCCGCACGAGAGAAUCCCGAACGACAAGAUCAGCCUGUAUAUCACAAAGGGCAAUCACCAGCCGAUGAACGCCCUUGGAGCCGAUGGGCACCGACGUCAUUGGAUUCUCGAGAUCUAUCUCCAUCAUCCGAGUCGCCCGAUCGGCGGCUUUUUCGAGCAACUUCUGACUGACGAUGAUCAAUAUAUUAACUCGGAGCCGUUGUCUGGGAAAGCUAGCAGCCCGAGCAAGUCUGCUCCGGGAUAUCUGUUUGCUUUUACCGCUGCGAUCUUGAUUGUCGCCGUGUAUAUCUUCGGGAUCUAG